Messenger RNA from Malus domestica (apple), 933 nucleotides. The record is from RefSeq and is a predicted model, not a curated record. Lineage: Eukaryota; Viridiplantae; Streptophyta; Magnoliopsida; Rosales; Rosaceae.
AUGAAAGUUAAUGAAACCAGAGAUGCAAAAGCUCUUGGUAUCAUUCAAGGGGCAGUGUCUGAUGAGAUUUUUCCUCGAAUCUCAAACUUUGAAACCUCCAAGACUGCAUGGGAUGUUCUUCAACAAGAAUUUCGUGGUGAUAAAAAGGUUAGGUCUGUCAAACUACAAUGUUUAAGAAGAGAUUUUGAGUACACUAGGAUGAAUGAUGGUGAAGCUCUAUCUGUUUAUUUAACAAGAUUGACUGACAUUGUGAAUCAAAUGAAAACUCUUGGUGAAGAACUGACAAACCAAAGAUUAGUACAAAAGAUACUUAUUAGCUUGCCUAAAUCCUAUGAUUCCAUCGCAUCUAUUAUAGAAGAAACUAAGGACCUUGACUCCAUUGAGGUUCAGGAGGUGAUUGGUACAUUGAAAGGCUAUGAGCAGAGGUUAAAUAGGCACUCUGAAAACUUAGCUGAAAAGGCUUUUACUAGCCUAAGUGGAAAACCCAAAUGCACCAAGUGUGACAGAUUUGGCCAUCUAGCAAAAGAUUGUAAUCCAAGAAGGAACCAAGCUGUCAAUUAUGCACAUAGAGCAGAAGAAGAGGAAGUAAAUGUCUUUUAUGCUUGUAGUGUUGCAAAAACUGAAAACAAGAGAGGAAUCUGGUAUAUUGACAGUGGAUGCAGUAAUCAUAUGAUUGCAUAUGAAUCCUUGUUAAUCAACAUUGACAGAAGCUUUAAUUACAGAGUUAAAAUGGGGAAUGGACAGCUAGUGGAAGCUACUGGAAAAGGAACUCUUGUUCUAGAGACAAAGGGUGGAAGAAGAUUCAUCAAGGAUGUAAUACUUGUACCAGGUCUUGAUGAGAAUCUCCUUAGUGUGGGACAGAUGAUUGCUCAUGGUUACUUCUUACUUUUUGGAGACAAUAUGGUGGAGAUCUUUGAUGACAGAAGCCUCUAA